Messenger RNA from Recurvomyces mirabilis, 1326 nucleotides. It is a transcript of the gene GT2, whose product is annotated as Type 2 glycosyltransferase. The transcript has 3 exons. Bases 1 to 1326 code for a protein of 441 amino acids. Lineage: Eukaryota; Fungi; Ascomycota; Dothideomycetes; Mycosphaerellales; Teratosphaeriaceae. The record is from RefSeq and is a predicted model, not a curated record.
AUGGUUUCCUGGCUUUUCGUUGCAGUAUUUGUUUGGCCCAUACCAAUACCUCAAAAUCCGUCCUACACAUCAGACGAUGUGACGAUCAUUCUGCCGACCAUUGCGGACGGUGGCGAUGCACUGGAGACCACUCUGCGGACUUGUCUGGCCACUGAGCCACGGGAGCUGAUACUGGUCACUGUUGAUGCGAAUGUGGAGAAUUUGGACAAGGUCGCCAAUGCGGUCAAUGCAAAGAAGAUCCGAGUGCUGAGCAUUCGGGAAGCGAACAAGCGGCGACAGAUGUGUCGAGCUAUCCCAGAGGUUACCACGAGGAUCACUGUCUUCGUCGACGAUGAUGUGAUCUGGCCUCAGAAGGUGCUGCACUGGAUGCUGGCACCUUUUGAGGAUGAGAAGAUGGGUGGCGUGGGUACCUCCCAACGUCUUAAAAGAACAGAGAAGACGAGUUACUGGAGCUUUCUCGGUGCCUGUUAUCUGGAAAGAAGGAACUUUGACUGCUCAGCGUGUCUUCACAUCGAUGGUGGUCUACCUUGCCUGUCUGGUCGAACAGUGGCUUACCGGACGGACAUAUUACAGGACGAGGCUUUCACGCAUGGCUUUACGCAUGAGGAGUGGAGGACAUGUCAGCUCAACGCUGACGAUGAUAACUUCAUCACCCGUUGGAUGUACUCGCAUGGCUGGAAAAUCGCAAUGCAGUACCAUAAGGAGGCGGAAGUGCAGACCACGCUAGAGGACUCACCAAAAUACAUCAGCCAGUGUUUGCGGUGGGUUCGCAGCAACUGGAGGAGUAACUUGACCAGCAUGUUUGUUGAAAGACAUUAUUGGUGGACACAGCCUUGGAGCACGUAUUCUGUGCUGCAGACGACUAUCACUGCAUGGGCUCUACCGUAUGAUAUCUUCAUGUUUUACUCAUGGUUCGAAGCAUCCUCGGGUUGGUCGCACGGGCAGCGUGUUGCGCUCUUCAGUCUCCUGGCGGCAUGGACAUUCAUUUUCAGUAAGACUGUCAAGCUCUGGGGACAUCUGUUCCGCAACCCGGCAGACGUCAUGCUACUCUGGGUAUACAUCGGCUUUGGCUACUUGCACGGUGGAAUCAAACUAUGGGGCCUUUUAACGUUGAGCGAGACAACCUGGGGCAGCAGAGAUGGUGCUGAUGCCGACAACCGUGUUCGCAUGAUCCGGCUUCCUCAGUAUGGCUCCGAUAUCCCUGAUGGUCGGAAGUCUGAAACUUUCGACCACCUCCAGCAGGAACCUCUACAAGAUCAGCUACCUGCAUAUGAUCCGCAGGUGCAUACUCCAAAUUCUCAAAUGACGAACAUUUAUCACGAUUAA